GGCGUCCAGGUGGUUCUGCUGGGCUCCGUCACCUCCUCCUAAGGAUGCAUCCCGACUUGUCUCCACACUUGCACACUGAAGAGUGCAACAUCUUGAUAAACUUGCUUAAGGAAUGUCACAAAAAUUACAUGGAAAAGAGGAUCAAGAGCAGGGAGCAUGGUAAUGCAAUGCGAAAGAGACUGUUUAAUUCUUCCGAGGAGUCUGAAAAAUAAAUUGUGUUUUCACUGGAUGCCUUGGCUGAGAGAAGACCUAAAGCCUCUUGGUUGGCAGCUGAAAGAAUCCCCCCAUUUGGUCUCCAGCACCCUUUGCCGAUCUGUAGACACAUGCCAUGGAAAGAUCCGGAAAAGCCUGGAUUCUGACAGUGUGGGCAGAGCCUUUAGUUCUCUCCAGCAAACUUGACUUCCCGCUUCGCCCGUUUCCCUCCACCAGGGAACACUGGAGUCACUUCUCUCCCUCUAUAAAAUAACUGGUUUUAAU
Sorex fumeus (smoky shrew) is the source of this 477-nucleotide messenger RNA. Its product is annotated as COX assembly mitochondrial protein 2 homolog. The transcript has a single exon. The coding region runs from base 45 to 212 and encodes 55 amino acids. Lineage: Eukaryota; Metazoa; Chordata; Mammalia; Eulipotyphla; Soricidae. The record is from RefSeq and is a predicted model, not a curated record.